GGUGACUGUCCUACCGGUGUCAAUAAUAGGAACGGAAGAAAUGAGUGACUGUAUUUCUCAAAGUAUUUACCUUUCUUUCCGGAUUCUGCAACAAUGCGAGCAACACUUGGAGUGAUCUUGAUUGUUGCUUCUUUGACAGCUUACUAUGUCUACAUUCCAAUUCCGAAGACGCUGUCCGAACCCUGGAAAUUGAUGCUGCUGGAUGCAACGUUCAGAGGAGUGCAGGAUAUGUGUCAUUUAGUGCAGCAGCUGGGACUUGGCCAUCACCUGAGAGCACUGAAUUUUGUCAUUAAUGCAUUUGAGAUGCUUGCCCCACAAUCAAAUGAACUGGUUGAAGUGACAGACACAAUAUUUGAUGGAGUACAAGUCAGAGUAUUUGAACCCAAGGCAAAGCCGAAUGGUGAACUAAGACGAAGCAUUAUUUACAUACAUGGUGGAGGCUGGGCUUUGGGAAGUGCAAGAAUGCGAUCAUAUGACCACCUUUGUCAGAAGAUGGCCAAUGUCAUGAACGCUGUUCUCGUCUCUAUUGAAUACCGUCUUGUUCCAGAGGCUCAUUUUCCUGAGCAGAUAAAUGAUGUUUACAAUGCUACCAGAUAUUUUCUACGGCCUGAGGUCUUGUCACAGUAUUCAGUGGAUCCAAAUCGAAUUGCACUUUCUGGAGACAGUGCUGGAGGAAACUUGGCUGCUGCUGUGAGCCAGCAGCUUGUUCUGGACAGAACCAUCACCAUCCAACUCAAGCUUCAAGCUCUUAUUUAUCCAGUGCUUCAGGCUUUUGACUUCAAUACUCCUUCUUAUCAACAAAAUAUGGCUGCACCCAUCUUGAACAAGCAUGUCAUGGCCCGUUUUUGGUUGGAGUAUCUAGAUGGUGAUCCAAGAUUUGUCCAGGCAAUGUUGGUCAACAAUCAUACAGCUUCAGACCAAAGUCAGCUGACUUCGAUUCGAGCUCGCUUAAAUUGGACAACACUAUUACCACAGUCGUUUAAAAAGAACUUCAAACCUGUUGUCCAGGUAAUGGGAAAUCCACAGGUUAUCAAGGAGUUGCCAACACUGAUAGACCCAAGAGCGGUUCCACUAAUUGCAGAUAAAGAAAUUCUGCAGUUGUUACCAAAAGCUUACAUUCUGACAUGUGAGCAUGAUAUUCUGAGAGAUGAUGGAAUAAUGUAUGCAAAGCGAUUAGAAGAUGCUGGAAUAGAAGUGACUUUAGAUCACUAUGACGAUGGAUUUCAUGGUGCAAUGAUAUUUGCACUGCCCCCUACCAGCUUUGACGUGGGAAACAAGAUUAUGAACAACUAUAUAAACUGGCUCGAUAAAAAUUUGUGAACAUUUAAUCAGAGUAGGAAGUUACAAUAGAUAAUAUCACAGCAGGUUCUUUAGAAAAAGACCUUCAAGUUUGUGCAAUGCAACAAUCCAAUGCAAAGUUUUGUUAGCGAGAAUUGAAUUUGCCUUGUUAGGCUUGAUCUGGUUGUAAUGUGUAUUUUUUUUAUACUGCAGCAAAUCUGUAUCAGAACAAAGCAUAAUAUGGAAAGAAAUAGCUGUGAUAACCUUUCGCAAUGUAAUGAUUAGGGCUGGAAAAAGUGAUCAUUUUUGGCAUCUCCGUAAUUAUAAACAUAUUUGUGAAGCAAUUAUUAUUAGUUCAAAAAAGGUGUGUGAUGACUAUGUCACUGGUAAACUUAAUUACGGUAAUUUUAAAUGCAUAAUUGUCAGUGAUAUUGUGCUAUUUUACCUUUGUGUUGAUUGAACAUAAAACAAAACUACAUGUAGUUAUGCACAGUGCCUGAGACAGCAGUACAACUCCACAGGAACAGUUUUGAUGGAAUCUUAAGUACUAAGUUUGAAAUUGAUUCCAUUGACUAGAUACCUAAAGGAAUAACAUUUUCUCCUUAAGUGCACUGGCAAUAGGUACGAAAGUUGUCAAUUGAAUAGUAUCGCAAUGAUUUUCUGCCUAUUAUUCCAUUUCCUUUAUUUUUUUCACAUUCCUAAACCCAUCCCGGCCUGGAAUAUUUACAUAAUUUUUUAAAUCAUCAUCCUAAAUGGCCAGACUGACUUGUAGCAAAGGCAAAUAUCUUUUAGUCCCGUGCAGAAAUCUGAAUAUUUAAGUGACAUUACACUCAUUCCUUUGCACAUAGGGAACAUAGGCCUAGUUCCCUCAACCGAGAAAUCAAACUGGAGAAUCUCAAGUGCAUAUCCGCUAGGACACUGUAUCUUCCUCAGAAACUAAAAUAACAUUCUAUACUUGUUCUUCACCCAAAUCUGACAGUAUUGCAUCAAAUACCAGAGGCACUCAGCUGGUCAACAGCACCUGUGGAAAGAUAAACAUUAUGUAACUGCACGAUCUGACAAUCUCCAUUUUGUUGGGAAGUCUGAAGUUGUAAUGGAGUUCAGUCUGAUCAGAGUAUUAUUCAGAACUAUAUCACUAUUCAAAUCGAUUUCACAUUGUAGAUAACAUACUUAAGAAACUUAACUUUGUAUUUCUUCUGUUGUUUUUAGUUUCAAUUGAUUUGGAUUUUCUGAAAUGCUGGACUAUAUAAUUAAAUCAACUAAUUUGCUGCUUUGGAACAUUAAUCUGUGUUUGACUACUUGCUCUACAUAAUUAACCUUUGUUAUGAUGCAUGCCAAUAUUACAUUGAUGUAAAAUGUAAAAUCAAGCUUUAGGCAAAACAGAUAUUCCUCGAGAAAUGUACAAACUGGACUGUAGGGCAUACUACAUAGGUAUGUCUUCGUAUGUCUUCAGUUUCUCAAGUUCAUAGGGAGUGCACAUGAUCAUAAUGAAGAGGAGUAGAAGAAUGCAAAGAGAUACAACCUAUUUUUAAAAACUUCCAAGACUAAUCUCACAAUUCAAAAAAUUAAAUGGGUGAACAAAGGCACCCAUUUGAUUAUGAAAAAAAUAUACAUAGAAACAGAAAUUCAGUUUUAAUGGAGAUUCAUUUGUUAUUUUGUAAAUUUAAAGGACAAAUCAGCAAUUGAAUUUUUAAGUUAAGUGUAGUUACGCAAACAGUAACAUGGAUCAUAUAUAAUUUAACUAGAAAGCUAAUUGAUGAUUCCUUCACAUCAUACAGCAGCCUGCAAUUCACAUCUUACAGCUAAUUUUAGGCAAUUGAUUUGCAAAUGAGACAAUAGAAUAAUCAGUAUCAAUGUUGCAAUUAUUUUUAGUAAAGAGACUUGAUGAAAAAUUGUCACUUUAAUAUAACAAAAAAAUGCCCAUGAUUAACUUGUUUUAACAUUGGGCGUGAUAUAUUUUCGAACAAUACCAAACCAAUUCCUUCUCAUCUCCCGGAGUGGUGACUAAUUAUAUAGGGUGUGGUUUCAAAAGCUACCUGGUUAACUUAAAAGUUGUUUUACCACAUGAACUCAGAUUCUAACUAUUCUGGUGUUGUCAAUCUUGAUUUCUUCUCAGCAGUAGCUUGUUUGUAUUUAGGAAUUACUUGACUUGAUUAAGAGUUUUUUGAUAGAGGCUGUGAUAUACCUUUCUCAAACAAAAUUGUAAAUACAAAUCCAUAUAUGGAAACAAAUUGAUGUUAUUUCCUUAGUAUUUAGGAUUCUACUAAAAUAGUUAUACUGCACUGAAAUCAGCUGCCAUUUUGUUCAG
Mobula hypostoma (lesser devil ray) is the source of this 3586-nucleotide messenger RNA. RefSeq names its product neutral cholesterol ester hydrolase 1-like. Gene Ontology annotation, cellular component: membrane. The record is from RefSeq and is a predicted model, not a curated record. Lineage: Eukaryota; Metazoa; Chordata; Chondrichthyes; Myliobatiformes; Myliobatidae. Gene Ontology annotation, molecular function: carboxylic ester hydrolase activity; serine hydrolase activity. The transcript is spliced from 5 exons. Bases 94 to 1320 code for a protein of 408 amino acids.